AGCUUUCAGACUCGGUCAUCUUUAGACAUUGAAUACCCGUUCUCCAGUUCCACCUUCCGAGUGACUUAUCGACCGAAUCAAUAUGGCGGACGAAGAAAGCCCCCCUAUGGCGGAGACCAAUUCCAGACCAGGGACCUCCGGGGUAAGGUCCAGAGCUGCUAGUAGCAAGAGCCAGAGGUCUCGACCUGGUAGCGCACAGCCUGUGAGUUCCAGACCUCCAAGCUCCAAGAGUAUUCAGUCCCAACCCCGGAGUCGACCAGCAUCGAGUGUGUCCAAGAAAUCCGGGAACCUAUCCCGGAUCGGCUCGGCCACAUCUAACCGAAGUGCUUGGUCUACAGAUGAUGGCGAGGAGAUGUUCAAGGUCAAUGAGGAGGAAGAGGAUCUGAUUCGAGAUGAAGAACCGGCACAAAAGGGUUGUUGGCAUUCAUUCACCAAUUGCGUGGGAGGAAUGUGGGCCACUCGCGAAAUGGAGACCAUCGAUGAUCGUGAGGUAUUUGUACGGACAACCAUUCGGGAACUCGUGGUGUACUGCAUCUUUCUGGUGGUUCUCUGUAUUUUGACCUUUGGUAUGACAUCUGCAACCAUGUUCUACUACACAAAAGUCAUGAGCAACCUUUUCGAGGGCGCCACGUCCGUCUCACAAGUGGACCAAUUCUGGAAAUUUUUGGAAGACGAUCUCCCCAAUGGACUUUAUUGGGAAUACCUGUACAAUGAUGGAUCCAACAAGAACUUUGUAUGUCCUGGAGGGGAAGAGGCCAUUGGACCUUGUCCUGUGGCUCCGGCCGAUCGAAAUAUCCUGUAUGAGAAUCGUCUUUUGGGAUUACCAAGAAUGAGGCAAAUUCGAGUGAGAAAUGAUUCUUGUGAUGUCCAUGAAGACUUCCAAAAUGCCAUCAAGCAAUGCUAUAACUCCUACUCGGAGUCCAUAGAGGACAAAUCAGCAUUUGGGAAUGGAUAUCGCAAACGAACCAGUGCCUUGGCUUGGCGGUACUCUUCUGCCGAUGAUUUGGGUGGAGCAGCUCAUUCUGGAAUUUUGACCUCGUAUUCGGGUGCAGGAUCGGUGCAGGAUCUCCAUUCUCUCCAAAAUGAAUCGGCUGCCAUCAUCAAAGAACUCAAAGAAGGGCUCUGGAUAACUCGGGGAACUAGGUUCGCAGCUGUAGACUUCACCGUCUACAACGCCAACAUCAAUCUCUUCUGCAUUGUCAAGCUGACCUUUGAGUUCCCGGCAACGGGUGGGAUCCUGCCCUUCUCAUCAUUCCGAACCGUAAAACUUCUCCGUUACGUGACUGCUUGGGACUACUUUAUCUUGGCUUGUGAGCUGAUCUUCUGUGGAUUCAUCUUCUAUUACGUUGUAGAGGAAGCUUUGGAGAUACGGAAACACAAGUACAGCUAUUUCAAGUCGGUGUGGAACAUGUUGGACCUCACGGUUAUCAUUAUAUCUAUAGUGUGUAUAUUCUUGAACUUGUACACCCACGUGGUGGUUGAAUCCAAGCUUCAAGAUCUGCUCGCUCAACCUGAUCAGUAUGCCGAUUUCACAUCUUUGGGCAUGUGGUCCAAACAGAAUAAUAAUGCCGUGGCUAUUUGUGUCUUCUUUGCUUGGAUCAAGCUCUUCAAGUACAUCUCGUUCAACAAAACCAUGACCCAACUCAGUAGCACCUUGUCACGGUGCGCCAAGGACGUGGCCGGAUUCGGAGUGAUGUUCUUCAUUGUGUUCUUCGCCUUUGCUCAACUUGGAUAUCUGUUGUUCGGCACUCAAGUGAAGGAUUUCAGUUCGUUUUCCGAUGCCAUUUUCACGUUGCUGAGAACCAUCUUGGGAGAUUUCGACUUUGCCGCCAUUGAGCAAGCCAAUCGAGUCCUUGGGCCCAUCUUCUUCUUGUCGUACGUCUUCUUUGUCUUCUUCGUGUUAUUGAACAUGUUCUUGGCCAUUAUCAACGACACCUAUUCUGAGGUCAAGGCUGAGAUCGCCGGUCAAAAGAACGAAUUUGAGAUUGGAGAUUACUUAAAACGUGGCUACAACAAUGUCUUGGGCACAGUCGGCGCACGUAAUAAGGCCAUUGAUAUUGAAAAUGCCCUGAAACUGGCCAACUCAGACGGGACCGUGACCUAUGACGAAGUCCGUCAGAACUUGAAAAAAUGCAACUUCAGCGAUAUGGAGAUAGAGAUGUUCUUUUCGCGUUACGAUAAGGAUGGUAAAUUUGAAUUCAAUUCUGACCAAACCAAUGAGAUCCUCGACGCGCUGGAUGAUGAAAGUGAGGAGGAGGAGACCAUUGAGAAUGAACCCAGGCCCAAGUCCGGAAAAGAAGCCAGGGCUUUGCGAUCUGCCCGAAUCAAGAGUGCAGCUGCCGGGGGAAGACCGAAGAGUGCUCAAGGAAAUGUUGGAGGAGAGCAAUUCGGAGUAUUGUGUCGACGAGUGGACAGGAUGGAACAUUCAAUCGGUAGCAUCGUGACCAAGAUCGAUGCCGUACUGAUCAAACUCGAGUCCAUGGAAAAGGGCAAGACCAAGCGCAAGGCCACCAUGUCCAAGAUUUUAGGAGCUAUCACUGAAGACGAUGGAUCGGAUGAUGCUACCCGACGACAAAGAAUGGAAGACAUGGUUCGAGAAGAACUCCAGAAUUGGGAAGACUCAAGUCGACCUUCCACCUCUGAGUCUGCGCCCCCAUUGCAAAAAUGAAUUUGAACAUGGAAAUCUGGAUUAAAGUAGAGACUUGUGACUUCUGUGAUGACAUUAACAUCCAAACUUGUUGUUUGAGACUUACCUUAGAAUGAAAAUCAUACUGCAGAAUCAAA
Molecule: messenger RNA, 2784 nt
Organism: Tigriopus californicus
Lineage: Eukaryota; Metazoa; Arthropoda; Copepoda; Harpacticoida; Harpacticidae
Product: polycystin-2-like protein 1
Exons: 14
Coding region: 83-2668 (861 amino acids)
Biological process (GO): detection of mechanical stimulus
Cellular component (GO): membrane
Molecular function (GO): calcium channel activity; calcium ion binding
Source: RefSeq, a predicted model, not a curated record